Sparassis crispa is the source of this 744-nucleotide messenger RNA. RefSeq lists its product as hypothetical. The transcript has 5 exons. The coding region runs from base 1 to 744 and encodes 247 amino acids. The record is from RefSeq and is a predicted model, not a curated record. Lineage: Eukaryota; Fungi; Basidiomycota; Agaricomycetes; Polyporales; Sparassidaceae.
AUGCUUGAGGCGAUGGCUUAUCAUGCUGUUGGUUACGGUGGAGACACCGGCAGGCGCUACACAGUCUCUGCUAUCUGUGCAUGUCGCCACGGGGGCACUCCAGAUAAUGUCGAAAAUCAUAUUCUGUCUCAACUUCGAGAUCUUGCCACUACCUGGCUAUCGCAUUUGCUCUUCAUGGUCAAAGUCAACGGUUCGCAUACCAAGCGGCACGACGACACGCCGUCUGUCAUUGCGACACCUACUCUGGACGAUACUACUACCGAGUUGACACAAGGAGCUUCAAAUUCACGAUCGGAGAAAUUCAAGUUGCAACGUGACGGCUACCGGUGCGUUGUUUCCGGCGCGCCUGACAUCACUUUUCCCGACUACCCAGAGGACCGCAUACACGAAGUCGUCUUCACUCAAGCGUGCCACAUCAUCCGCCGCGCAGUCGCCGAAUUUGAUCCUCCUGAGUCAGCAAAUAAGGAAUCGCAGUACCUCUCCGCGCUCACGACGUUCGACAUUUUGCGGAACUACGCCUCUGUCCCAAUUGCCAACAUCGCGGACUUUCACGAGGCCCUCGACGAUCCGUCGAACGGAAUCACGAUGAACUUUGCCGCUCAUCGAGGGUUUGAUACUUUUGCGUGGUGCCUGAAGGCAACAGAGGUUCCGAACAAAUAUAACGUAGUCUACUAUCGUGGCCCUCAUGGCCUGCACGGGAAGCCAAGCGAAAUCGCGUUCAGCGACCAUAGUGCUGAGUUUUGA